AUGCCUCCAACAUGUACUCACAACAGUCGCCAUCAAUCCAUAAUGAAUCUUAGACACAAUCCAAUGCGCUUUAUGCGCAAUCCUCUACAAGGAAGCACUCCAACAAUACACUCACAAACACUGCGCUGCCAAAAUUGUCACCUUCGCAAAAUCUCCAACGCCACACGCACCCACCAGACCAAGCAUCAACGGCCACGCCUCCGAUUAAUGCCCCUCGGCGGCUCCAUCACCUAUGGAAGCAAAUCCUCCGACGGCAACGGCUACAGAAAACCCCUAUACGACCUCCUCCUCGCAGAUGGAUAUGACGUCGAAAUGCUCGGGUCCCGCCGCGCCGGCACAAUGGCGCAAAACAGCAACGAAGGAUGGCGCGGGUUCAGAAUCGACCAAAUUGAAGGGAAGGUGGUGAGGUCCGUGGCGAAGCACCUACCUGAUGUUAUUACCUUUAACGCGGGGAGCAAUGAUUGCCGUCAGCAGUAUGAGAUUGACGCGGCUGGUCAGCGGAUACGCAAGUUACUGGAGGCGUUGUGGGAUGCGUCGCCGCGUUCUACGAUUAUUUUGUCAACGCUGGUGAGGAGUGCGCAGGAAGAUGCGGAGAGGGCGGUCGUGCGUGUGAAUGAACAGAUUUUGGAGUUAUCUAAGGAAUUGGUUGCUUCGAGGAGGCGGUUGGUCUUGGUGAACAUGCAUGUUGCGGCGUUGGGGUUGGGGGAUUUGGCGGAUGGGACGCAUCCUAAUGAUGGGGGGUAUUUGAAGAUGGGUAGGAUUUGGUAUGAUGGGAUAAAGGAGGCUGAAUCUGAGGGGCUUUUGGAGUUGAGGGAGUGA
Pochonia chlamydosporia 170 is the source of this 819-nucleotide messenger RNA. RefSeq names its product transposase. The record is from RefSeq and is a predicted model, not a curated record. Gene Ontology annotation, molecular function: phosphatidylcholine lysophospholipase A1 activity. The transcript has a single exon. NCBI's taxonomy places the organism in Eukaryota, Fungi, Ascomycota, Sordariomycetes, Hypocreales, Clavicipitaceae. Bases 1 to 819 code for a protein of 272 amino acids.